Acomys russatus (golden spiny mouse) is the source of this 1230-nucleotide messenger RNA. Its product is annotated as complement component C9-like. Lineage: Eukaryota; Metazoa; Chordata; Mammalia; Rodentia; Muridae. Gene Ontology annotation, biological process: immune response. Gene Ontology annotation, cellular component: membrane attack complex. The record is from RefSeq and is a predicted model, not a curated record. The coding region runs from base 52 to 1227 and encodes 391 amino acids. The transcript is spliced from 6 exons.
AUUUACCCACAUGACUCCAUUCUGCUUCUUCUCAGGAUCAACGUUCUAGGGAUGGAUCCCCUGAGCACACCUUUUGACAAUGAGUUCUACAAUGGACUCUGUGACCGGAUACGGGAUGGAAACACUUUGACAUACUAUCGCAAACCCUGGAAUGUAGCUUUUCUGGCCUUUGAAACCAAGGCUGAUAAAAGUUUCAGAACUGAGAAUUAUGAAGAACAGAUUCAAAUAUUCAAAAGCAUCAUCAAGGAGAAGACCUCAAAUUUUAAUGCAGAUUUAUCUCUAAAACUUACAGUCACUGAAACACCUGUAAAAGGAGCUAAUGACAUUUUCCCAGACAAAAACUCUUCAAAGCCUAGGGACACUUCAGCUAAGUUUCAAUUUUCAUAUUUCAAGAAUGAAAAUUUUCAACGAUUGUCGACAUACUUUUCAAAGACGGAAAAAGUGUUUCUGCAUGUGAAAGGCAUGGUUCAUCUAGGUAGAUUUGUGAUGAGAAAUCGAGACGUUGUAGUGACAACAACUUUCCUGGAUGACAUAAAAGCUCUGCCAGUUUCCUAUGAAAAGGGAGAAUAUUUUGGAUUUUUGGAAACGUAUGGGACUCACUACAGUAGCUCUGGGUCUCUGGGAGGACUCUACGAAAUUAUCUAUGUCUUGGAUAAAGCUUCCAUGAAAGAGAAAGGUAUUGACCUGAAUGAUGUAAAGCAUUGUCUUGGCUUUAAACUGGAUGUAUCUCUAACCACCCCUAUACAAAGCAUCUUAGAUGGACCAUCACUCACAGCAAAUGUUAAUAAAAAUGAUUGCACAAAGACCGGUGGUGGUAAAACUGUAAACAUCACCAGUGAUAACAUCAUAGAUGACGUCAUUUCAUUCAUAAGAGGAGGAACCAGUAAACACGCAAUUCUCCUGAAAGAAAAGCUUCUCAGAGGAGCCAAGACAAUUGAUGUGGAUGACUUUGUCAACUGGGCAACAUCCUUGAAUGAUGCUCCAGCUCUCAUUAGUCAAAAACUAUCCCCUAUAUAUAAUCUGGUUCCUUUAAAAAUAAAAGAUGCAUACGUAAAGAAACAGAAUUUGGAAAGAGCUGUUGAAGACUAUAUCAAUGAAUUCAGUGUUAGAAAAUGCCAUCCUUGUCAAAAUGGAGGAACAGCGGUUCUUCUGGAUGGGCAGUGCCUCUGUUCCUGCCCACUCACAUUUAAGGGAAUCGCCUGUGAAAUCAGUAAACGGUAUCUUUAAGGU